Messenger RNA from Gossypium arboreum, 1410 nucleotides. Its product is annotated as remorin 4.2-like. The record is from RefSeq and is a predicted model, not a curated record. NCBI's taxonomy places the organism in Eukaryota, Viridiplantae, Streptophyta, Magnoliopsida, Malvales, Malvaceae. The transcript is spliced from 2 exons. Bases 258 to 1103 code for a protein of 281 amino acids.
AAUCCCAAAGCUACUUUCUUUUUAAAUGAAGUCUCACUUCCAUCAUUUCUUUUGUGGGCUCUUCAUAAAAGCCGAUUCUUUCUUCUUGAAUCCUCCAUAUAAAUUUAGUGGCUCAUAUAUUUUCCCGAGAAAUAAAAAGAAAAAAGAAAAAAGAAAAAAAAGAAGCAAAGCUUUAAUUAGUUACUAUAAAUUCUCAUGUUAAACCCUCACUCAAUUCUUCUUCUUCUUCUUCGCAGCUAAAUCAUAGUCCGCAUAUUAUGUUAGCCCUUCAAAGCUCCGUCAAUAAUGGCGAAAACGACCCAAACCACGACCAACAUCACGAUCACGACGAUCAAGACGGUGAACGUAUCAGAGACAUCCAUGCUUUAACCCCACCACACCCUCCCGCCGUCAACGCCCGUCGUCGUUGGGAAACUGGAAGCAGCCGUGCAUCGUCAUCGAGCGAAGUAGCUCCGAGUGAAAACUUCACCACCAUGAGCCGAGAAUUCAAUGCUCUGGUCCUCGCCGGAUCUUCUAUAGAAAACAACGAUUCCGAUUCCGUACAUACUUUGAAUAACAAUCAGUUGACUAGGAUCGGUGAAGAUCAUGAACUGCAAGAGGAAACUAACCCUUUAGCUAUAGUACCCGAUAAUGGUCCGUACGAUCGAGAAUCAGAUCAGCCAAGAAGGGUAGAGUCGGGUGGGUUAGAAACGGCGGCGACUGCGGCGGUGGGGAGUGGUGGUAGUAGCGGCGGACAUGGGGAAGUCACGGUGCUGAGAGUGAAGAAAGAGGAGGUGGAAUCGAAAAUAUGUGCUUGGCAAAACGCGAAGAUUGCAAAGAUUAAUAAUAGGUUCAAGAGAGAAGAUGCUAUAAUUAAUGGGUGGGAAAGUGAGCAAGUACAAAAGGCUAGUUCUUGGAUGAAGAAAGUUGAGUGGAAGCUAGAGGAGAAAAGAGCAAAAGCCCUAGAAAAGAUGCAAAACGACGUCGCAAAAGCACACAGAAAAGCAGAAGAAAGAAGGGCAUCAGCUGAGUCCAAGAGAGGGACCAAAGUUGCAAAAAUCCUUGAAAUUGCCAAUUUAAUGAGAGCUGUUGGGAGACCACCUGCUAAACGGUCCUUCUUUUAAAAAAAAAAAAAAAACAACCCUUUAAUCUUCCCUUCAUAUAAUUCCCAUUAUAUAUGCAUACAUAUAUACACAUACACAUACAUAUAUAUGAAUGCAUGUGAGUACCUUCAUCUUUUCAAUUGUAGGGUACCCCUUUUAUGUAAGAGGGCAUGAAAUCAAGAGUUGCACCAAAUGAAAACUAUAUUAUGUGUACAUGCAUGUAUGUAUGUAUGUAUGGGUUCAUGUUUGAGUGUUUUGAAGUGUGAUGGGAUAAUAUUUGAGGAUUUUGUUAAUGGUGAUAUAUGGGGAUGGAACCCCUUUUUUUUAA